Messenger RNA from Colletotrichum navitas, 1674 nucleotides. Its product is annotated as major facilitator superfamily transporter. The record is from RefSeq and is a predicted model, not a curated record. The transcript has 2 exons. Gene Ontology annotation, molecular function: basic amino acid transmembrane transporter activity. NCBI's taxonomy places the organism in Eukaryota, Fungi, Ascomycota, Sordariomycetes, Glomerellales, Glomerellaceae. Gene Ontology annotation, biological process: transmembrane transport; basic amino acid transport. Gene Ontology annotation, cellular component: fungal-type vacuole membrane. The coding region runs from base 1 to 1674 and encodes 557 amino acids.
AUGGCGACGGACGAAGAACAACCCCGGCGAGCCGCCGCCGCCGAGCAGACCUCGGAGACGACGCCUCUGCUCAACGGCAGCACCGGCAACGGCACCAUCAACGGGACCGCCGACGCCGUCACCGCCGCCGCCAUCGAAGAAGAGACGACCAUCGUGGCCGAGACCGUCUCCGGCACCCGCCUGGCCCUCAUCCUGGGGACCUCCUACUUUGGCGUCUUCCUCGGCGCCAUCGACAGCACCAUCAUCGCCACGCUCUCGGGCCCCAUCUCGAGCGAGUUCAAGUCGCUGAGUCUCCUCAGCUGGCUCGCCACCGCCUACCUCAUCUCCAACGCCGCCUGCCAGCCCAUCUCCGGCCGCCUGACCGACAUCUUCGGCCGCGGGCCCGGCCUCGUCUUCAGCAACGUCUUCUUCGCCGCCGGCAACCUCAUCUGCGGCCUCGCCCGCACCGAGUCUGCCAUGAUCCUCGGCCGCGUCGUCGCGGGCAUCGGCGGCGGCGGCCUCAUGUCUAUCUCCACCUUCCUCGGCUCCGACCUCAUCCCCCUGCGCCAGCGCGGCAUCUACCAGGGCAUCGGCAACAUCGCCUACGGCUCCGGCGCCAUGCUCGGCGGCGUCUUCGGCGGCCUCAUCAACGACCACACUGCCAUGGGCUGGCGCCUCGCCUUCCUCGUCCAGGUGCCCCCCGUCCUCGUCUCCGUCGUCCUCGUCGCCGUCCUCGUCAAGGUGCCCCCCAAGGCCUCCGACAAGUCCUACCUGGCCCGCAUCGACUUCCUCGGCGUCUUCCUGACCAUCUCCUUCCUCGUCCUCCUGCUGCUCGGCCUCAACGCCGGCGGCAACCUCGUGCCCUGGCUGCACCCCCUCCCGCUGACCACCAUCCCCCUCUCCAUCGCCGCUUUCGUCGGCUUCAUCCUGUGGGAGAGCAGGGUCAAGCAGCCCAUCAUCCCCGUCCGCCUGCUCUACAACCGCACUAUCCUCGCCGCCUGCCUGACCAACUUCCUGUGCACCAUGGUCAUGAUGAUGGCCAUGUUCUACGUGCCGCUCUACCUCCAGGUCAGCGGCCUCUCGGCCACCCAGGCUGGUCUCCACAUCCUGACCUCCCCCGUCGGCGUGUCCAUCUUGUCCCUCAGCGCCGGUUACGUCAUGAAGCGGACCGGCAAGUACGUCGUCCCGGGCAUCUGCGCCCUCGUCAUCUUCAACGCGGGCAUCAUCAUCCUGUCGCAGCACAACGAGGGCACCCCCGACUGGGUCAUUUACGUCGUCUUCUUCCUCGUGGGCGGGGGCUACGGCGCCAUGCUGACCAUCACGCUGCUUGGCUGCAUCGCCGCCGUGGACCACUCCCAGCAGGCGGUCAUAACAUCAGCGACGUACCUGGCCAGGAGCCUCGGGGGCACCAUCGGCAUCACCAUCGGCUCCGCCGUCUACCAGAACGUGCUGCGGAACAGGCUCUGGGACCGGUUUGGAGACUACCCCCAUGCGGCCGACAUCAUCCGCCGCAUCCGGGACGACCUCGAUGAGCUGAACCAUCUGCCGUCCGGGUGGAAGCCCGGCGUCGUGGCCUCCUUCAUGGAGGCCUUCGGCAGCGUCUGGUACACCAUGCUCGGCCUCUCGCUCCUCGCCCUUAUCUUCGUCUCCCUCAUGAAGCAGCACGUUCUGCACUCGACCCUGGAGAGGCGAUGA